Molecule: messenger RNA, 1865 nt
Organism: Selaginella moellendorffii
Lineage: Eukaryota; Viridiplantae; Streptophyta; Lycopodiopsida; Selaginellales; Selaginellaceae
Product: folate synthesis bifunctional protein
Exons: 5
Coding region: 64-1641 (525 amino acids)
Biological process (GO): tetrahydrofolate biosynthetic process
Molecular function (GO): 2-amino-4-hydroxy-6-hydroxymethyldihydropteridine diphosphokinase activity; dihydropteroate synthase activity
Source: RefSeq, a predicted model, not a curated record
UAGAAGACUCUAGCGCGAUCGCUCUUUAGUGCGAUACAUUCUAUAGCAUUGUCUAGGGUUGGAAUGGCUUGGCCAUGGCGCGCUUUCCAUCGCAUUCUUGCUCCUCUAGAGCGAUCGAUCUUGCCGGCAGGAGCUGGCCUUCCCUCACGGUUCCAGAAUGCCACGACCAGCGGCAGGCUGGAUCGAUCGUCCCACCGGCACUUCCAUUCCGAUGAAGCAUCGGCGGCCAGGGUCUCUCUCAAAUCCAGGAAGCUGGAGGAGGUUGUCAUCGCGAUCGGGGGGAAUAUCGGCGACCGGGUCAGGAAUUUCGACACGGCGCUGAGGAUGAUGCGAAGCUCUGGAAUCCAGAUCAAGAAGCACGCCUGCCUGUACGAGACAGCGCCAAUGCAUUUGCUGGAUCAGCCUCUCUUCCUCAACUCGGCCGUGACUGCCACAACGAGCCUGGAUCCUCACGAGCUGCUGGUGGCCUUGAAGGAGAUUGAGAGAAAGCUGGGGCGCAGCCAAGGUGGUGUCAAGUAUGGACCGAGGCCGAUCGAUCUCGACAUCAUUUUCUACGGGGAUUUGGAGCUCAGCUCGGAGAACUUGCGGGUUCCUCAUCCUAUGUUCUCUGGGAGGCCUUUCGUGCUGGCUCCGCUCCUCGAUCUUCUUGGUCCGGAAGUGGAGGAUAGCAGGCAUUGGUCUUUGGUCCAUCAAGUUCGGAGACACUGGAACGAUAUAGGUGGCGAAGGAUGCGUCAAGAGAGAAGGGAUGAAGAAGGUGCUUCCUGUGGGUGGAAAGCUUCUGGACUGGCAGGAGAGGACUUACGUGAUGGGGGUUCUUAAUGUCACUCCGGACAGCUUUAGCGAUGGUGGCAAGUUCUUCACAGCUGACAAAGCAGUGAAGCAAGUCCAGGAAAUGAUCGAACAAGGAGCCGACUUCAUAGAUGUUGGAGCGCAAUCGACAAGGCCAAAUGCCGAGCGUCUUACCACUGAGGAGGAGCUUCGACGGAUCGUGCCAGUGCUGGAGGGUCUGAAGAGCACACCGGACAGAUCCAGGGUCGUGCUCUCGGUGGAUACCUUCGACUCCAACGUUGCAAGAGCAGCUGUAGAGCUGGGUGCUGAUCUGAUAAACGAUGUCUCGGGUGGCAGCUUGGAUCCGAAGAUGCUGGGGACAGUAGCCGAGCUGGGGGUUCCUUGUGUGCUAAUGCAUAUGAGGGGCGAUCCAUGCACGAUGCUGAGUGAAGCCAACACAAGUUACAGCGAUCUACCACGAGACGUGGCCAGGGAACUCGCUGUGAGCAUCGAACAAGCCGAGGUUGCUGGAGUUCCGGCAUGGAAGAUUAUAGCUGACCCGGGGUUUGGAUUCUCGAAGACCGCCGAGCAGAACGUGGAGCUGCUGGCGAGGCUUGAUACGUUCAGAUCCGGGCUGACGCAGGCGAGAUUUGGGGUUGGAAGUAUCCCGGUUCUGGCAGGGAUCUCGAGGAAAGCUUUUCUUGGUCAGAUCGUUGGCUGCUCCAGGGCCGAAGACCGGGACAAUGCCACGAUCGCUGCUGCUACGACAGCGAUUUUAAAGGGUGCGAAUGUUAUAAGAGCCCACAACGUAAAAGCUGUUCGAGAUGGCGCUAUGGUGGCUGACUCGAUCCGCAAAGUCCUGGCAAGCUAAUCAAGGGCUGAUUGAAGAAAAGAUUCGAGUGCAAGGAUGAUGCAAAUGAUUCUUUCUAGCUGUUUGCAAUACUUCAAGGCGGUGGCCUAUGCAGAGCAGCACCUGUAACAUGGGAGGAUUUUUCUACAAAAUUAACAUACAAAAUUAAUAGUACAGUGUAAUUGUACAAUUAUACAUGUGAAGCAUCUGAACCGUCCAUAAAAAAUUAUGCGAUCUUAAAAGAG